Messenger RNA from Stegastes partitus (bicolor damselfish), 4445 nucleotides. It is a transcript of the gene sfmbt1, whose product is annotated as Scm like with four mbt domains 1. Gene Ontology annotation, cellular component: nucleus. The transcript has 21 exons. Gene Ontology annotation, molecular function: transcription corepressor activity; histone binding; chromatin binding. Gene Ontology annotation, biological process: negative regulation of DNA-templated transcription. NCBI's taxonomy places the organism in Eukaryota, Metazoa, Chordata, Actinopteri, Pomacentridae. Bases 103 to 2703 code for a protein of 866 amino acids. The record is from RefSeq and is a predicted model, not a curated record.
CACGCUGCUACGAGCCAGCAGGCGGAGAGGAACGGCAUCUAAAAACCGACUUGGAAAAACUACUUAGCGAACUCCUAGUCGUGGCCUUAAGGGGGCACCAGCAUGAGCCAGGAGACGCUGGAGUCUGAUGGAGACUCUGCUCAGGAUGUGCCUGACUUUAACUGGGAUGAUUACCUGGAGGAGACCGGAGCCGUGUCUGUGCCCCAUCACAGCUUCAAACAUGUGGACCAGGGCCUGCAGACAGGACUGACCCCUGGCAUGAAGCUGGAGGUCUGCGUGCGCUCGGAGGCCGACAACCCUUACUGGGUGGCCAACAUCAUCACCACGUGUGGCCAACUGCUGCUGCUACGCUAUGAGGGAUACCAGGACGACCGCCGUGCCGACUUCUGGUGUGACAUCAUGACGGCGGACCUCCACCCUUUGGGCUGGAGCCGGCAGCACGGCAAGAGCAUGAGGCCCCCUGAGGGUGUGCGUGAGAAGCAUCAGGACUGGGAGGCUCUGCUGGAAAAGGCCUUGGCGGAGGAGUGCAGCGCGCCUGCCAACCUGCUGGAAUUGCCCCAGUGUGGUCGAGACCCGGUGGAGCUUCUGUGUGCGGGCUGCUAUGUGGAGCUCCAGGAUGGUGUUGACCCGGGGCUGGCCUGGGCUGCUGAGGUGGAGGAGAACGUUGGAGGAAGGCUGAAGCUCCGCCUUGUAGGCACCGAAGGCCUCCCAGACACACCCGCAACCCUCUGGCUCUUUUAUCUCCACCCACGCCUCCACCCACCCGGCUGGGCCAAAGAGCACGGCUGCACCCUCAGGCCUCCUUCAGACCUAUUGGCACUGCGGACUAAGGAGGAGUGGGAGGAGGUGAGACAGAGGAUCAGUGAUCUGCCUCAGGAUGAAGCUCUGACUGCAGAGUUCACAAAGGAUCAGCCUGCCAUUUCUGCUCAUUGUUUCAAGGAAGGGAUGAAACUGGAGGCUGUUGACCCUGCUGCUCCUAUUUCCAUCAGGCCCGCCACUAUCACCAAGGUGUUCAAUGAGCAGCACUUCCUCGUGACCAUGGACGACCUCUGUGGUAUUGAGGAGUCGGAGGGUGCUGGCCGGUCCUUCCUUUGUCACAAAGACAGUCCAGGGAUCUUCCCUGCUCAGUGGAGCCUCAAAAAUGGGCUCCCCCUCAGCCCCCCACCAGGAUAUCAAGGUCCAGACUUUGACUGGGCAGAUUACCUGAAACAAUGUGAGGCCGAGGCAGCUCCUCAGCAUUGCUUUCCAAAUGAGCAAUGUGACCACAGCUUCAAAGAGGCCAUGAAACUCGAGGCUGUCAACCUGCUGUCACCUGAGCACAUUCACGUGGCUACAGUCACCAGGGUCAAAGGGCAAUACGUUUGGCUCAGCCUGGAAGGGCUGAAGCAGCCCAUGCCAGAGUUAAUAGUUCAUGUGGACUCCCUCGACAUCUUCCCCGUCAGCUGGUGUGAAACAAACGGCUAUCCACUCGUCUACCCCAUCAAGCCCUCAGUUGAGAAAGAGAGGAAGAUUGCUGUGGUGCAGCCAGAGAAACAUCGAACUCCACCCAAGUCUUCGUCACCUGACACCGUCAAGCAGCAGGUGGCAAACCAGUCCGAGACGGGGCAGGGCAACGGGAAGUACUGCUGUCCCAAAAUCUACUUCAACCAUCGUUGUUUCUCAGGGCCUUAUCUUAACAAGGGACGCAUCGCUGAGCUGCCUCAGUUCAUCGGCCCUGGGAACUGUGUCCUUGUGCUCAAAGAGGUAUUAACUCUGCUGAUAAACUCGGCAUACAAGCCCAGCCGUGUGCUGAGGGAGCUGCAGCUGGACCAGGAGAGCCGCUGGCAAGGCCACGGAGAGACACUCAAAGCCAAGUACAAGGGAAAGAGUUACCGAGCCACUGUGGAAAUUGUUCGAACUGCAGACCGUGUGGCAGACUUCUGCAGGAAAACGUGCAUUAAGUUAGAGUGCUGCCCCAAUUUGUUUGGACCUCGCAUGGUUCUGGAGCGCUGCUCGGAGAACUGCUCUGUCCUCACCAAGACCAAAUAUACAUAUUACUAUGGAAAGAAGAAGAGUAAACGUGUUGGCCGCCCACCAGGGGGCCAUUCCAAUCUGGAAGGUGGAGUGAAGAGAAGAGGGAGAAGGAGGAAGAGGAGGAAGCAGCUCUUUGUCCAUAAGAAGAGACGGUCUUCAGCCUCCGUAGACAACACACCUGCUGGGUCUCCACAGGGCAGUGGAGAGGAAGAAGAUUUAGACGAAGAUGACUCCUUGAGUGAAGACUCUGGCUCUGAGUUGCAAGACGAUCUCCAGGAUGAUUCCGAACAGUCGAUUGGGAAAUCUCAGCCCACCACUCCAUCCCCCUCCCCGCCGGCAACACCCAGGCCGACACGUAGACGCCGGAAACCGCGCUCACCUUCGUUCUCUGAUGAUGAGAACCGCCCGCCAUCACCAAAGACGUCAAAGGCUGAGCCUCCUCAGAAGCUGUGUUUGGACACCAGUCCCCUGGAGUGGAGCGUUACUGAUGUGGUUCGCUUCAUCAGGACCACUGACUGUGCACCUCUUGCAAGGAUUUUCUUGGAUCAGGAGAUCGACGGACAGGCGCUGCUGCUGCUGAACCUCCCGACAGUGCAGGAGUGCAUGGACCUGAAGCUGGGACCGGCCAUCAAGCUGUGCCACCACAUUGAGAGGGUCAAGCUGGCAUUUUAUCAGCAGUUUGCCACGUAGCUGACGGAGAAAGAACAUGGGACGCGACUGCAUCCUGUUCUUUGAAUUAAUCCUGUGAAAAACAAUGUAUUUUCCCAUUUUGACUUUUCUAACACUGGACAUCCUUUAGAAUCUUACAUAUACCACAUCCUAUCGGACAGGCGUGGACAUAAAACAGGCAAAGCAACAUGUCCCGAUCCUCGAAAAAAAAGAGCAAAGAAGAAGAGGAUCAAAAACACUUGAUGUGCUCUUUCAGAAAGACAAAAGGAGAAGACUGAAUCAAAGUAGUUCAAGGCACUUUGAAGACACAAAUAAGUGUAAAUCAUAGAUAAGCAUAGAUGCUGUAAUUCAAUACAGCAUAUUUUGAUGUACAAUUCAACCAUCAUCAAGGACUUUCUUUCAAGUUGAAACAGGUUAGUUUAUAGCCAUGUUCUAAUAAAGCUUUUAAACUUAUUUGUGUCUUUAAAGUUUCUACUGUUAUUUUUUUCCUUCGACAACAGUAACUGAGCACCACUGCUACAACUCUGCUCUGUGUCCAUUCAAAAUUUCCAGCCUGCCUCGCUGUCUUUGAAGGAAAUACCACUGAAUCAAAGCUUUUUACAUGACAAACUCAAUCCUAGAAUAUUUGGUAUCUGCCAGUCAACAUUUACCAUCGUCUCUGGAAGUCAAAUGGGGUGGAUUUGCUUCCCAAUCUGGUGACUGCUGGCUCAAGUGUAAUUUCAUUGAAUAAGGUGUUCAAUAUUUGUAGUGGAGAUGACAGCGCAGUACAAAUAGUAUAUGGCAGGCCACUUAGAUUUAAGCACUUGAAAGAACUUUUUUUUUCAGAAAAUGUGCUUGACUGUUCUAACUCCAAGCUGUUCCCUUGAAUCACAACAACACACUGUAAGCCUAUUGUCCCCUAGUCUCUAGUUUUAAGAGACUAUAUUGUCAAAGAGAUGUUUUCAUCCAUCAGUUAAGUCAACACAAUGGUAACUUCCUCUCAAAAAUCCAAAAAAGAAGUUGCCUACAAUCAGUACUGAUGCGGCAAGUAAUGUAAAAAAAAAAGAAAAUACAGAUUCCUAUUCGAUUCUGAUGUAAGCUCUGACACGUCUGAAUGUCAUUUGCAAAUGUUAAGUUGAAAUACGUCAUAUCAAAUUACAGCGUGCUUGGUGUAAGAGGGGCUUUCAUCUAAAGAGACCAAAUUGCUUUUUUGUUCCAGCUUCUACAGUAUGUCAAAGGAAUUUACAGUGAACAGGUUCUGUAAUGCAAGCACAAGCAAAAACAUGUACUGUACGGUGGUAAGCAAUUAUAACAGCGCAUGUUUGUACAUAGUGUAAAUAAUCAAAUAUCUUCUAGUGCAACAGGGUUAUUUGAAAGAAAAAAAAGUAUAUUGAAUAAUAAACUUUCUGCAUAAACAGUGUGUAAAUGCCCAAACUAUACAGUAUAUUUGCACAGAAUAGGCCUCAACUUGAACAUAUGGGGAGGAUGAUUAAAACUAAUUCUGCUACAGUUGAUUGAGCCAUUUCAUAUUAAGUCAUUUUAAGAGGUAAUGAUAAAUUGGCUGUUUUAAAGCGAGAAGAUAUUCUUAAAAUGCUUUUGUAAAUGUUUAUUUUUUUCUCUCUGUUUACCAAUUCAUGUAGUGUGGUUUACUGUGUUGUGCUUCAUUUUGUGACAAAAAAAACAAAAAAAUAACUUCUUUGUUUACUAAUUUGCCUUUAGUUUCCUCAAAGCAUUGAGUUUUUAUUUCUUGUUUGGAGAGUAUCACUGCUAUUUAAAAAAAAAAA